AUCGGGUACAUAUUGAACAAAAUAGGUUGAAAAAUAGAAAGAACUUUGAAUGACUGGUUGAAUAUUGCCAACAUUAGAAUGGCGUUUGGUUUUAAAGAAAUAUACAAGUCAUCUUGCACGUUUUAAUCCUUUAAAUAGCAAAGCUGAUGUAAUUUCAAUUUUAAACGACGUCAUCCAUCUACUUAAAAAUGUGUGUAAAUAUGCAGAAAAAGUUAUAGACAAACAUUUCACUGUGUGAAAAGAGGUUAGAGUUUUGUAUCAAAAUACUUCAUUCAAAAUAAUGUAUUUUUCAAAAUGUGCUAAGUUAUUCCAGCGGCAUGGUGCUGGAACGCUUUCAAAUGUUAAAAUGGCAACUGCAACAAGAAAUGUUGCCAUACUUUUUAUGAAUCCAGGGGACAAGCUUGUACAGCAACUCUCCUUCAGUGGACCAAGAUCAAAACGUCCGACUCCAUUAUGUACAAAGAAAUGCUUGUGUACAAGUUGUUAUCUCACAAGCAAUAGAGAAGUUAAGAGUGGGCCUGUGCAUUUUACAGAGUCAAUUGCUGAACAUCCUCUUUCUGAUGUUGAAAAAACGAAAGAAAUCAUCCGAAAGUCUAAGGACUACGUUCCUCCUCAUCCAAUAUGGGCUAUGUUUUUGACUCAAAGGGAAAACUCAAACAACCGUUUUUGCAUAAAAUAUUGUUCCACGAAAGAAAAAGUUCUUGUGAGCAUGGAGUUAAUGCAGAAAGAAACCCAAGUUUACGCCUCGUCUUGGAGGACAAAACAUUGGCUCCAGCUAGAUAUGGCUUGGACGAACUUUACUUUGCUUGAUAUGUUCCUGAAAAUAGUUGCAACUCCUCGUUUUGGUCUCUAUGGCGAGGCUAGUGAUACAAGGACGGACAAAGAUUUACAAUCAGUUGCUAUAACACAUAAAGAACCAGAAGGAAAAGUUGAUAAGCUUGCUUACUUCACCGUUCAAGCUUUACGACUUUCGUUUGAUGGGAUUUCCAUGUACAAAAUUGGCAAAAUGACAGAAAGCAAAUGGCUUACACGAAUUAUUCUCCUGGAGACUGUAGCUGGCGUACCAGGUAUGGUUGGCGCUAUGACCAGACAUUUUCAUUCUUUACGACGUAUGAGAAGAGAUCAUGGUUGGAUACAUACAUUACUAGAAGAGGCUGAAAAUGAACGCAUGCAUUUAAUGACGGCACUUGAAUUGAAAAAACCGAAUAUUUUUUUUCGUGGAAUGGUCUUAAUGAUGCAAGGAGUAUUCGUGAACAUGUUUUUCAUUUCGUACUUGUUGAGUCCGAGAUUUUGCCAUCGUUUUGUUGGCUAUCUUGAAGAAGAAGCAGUAAGGACUUACACCCAUUGUAUUGAGAUGAUGGACUCGGGUGCAUUAGAUGUGUGGAACACAAAACCAGCUCCUUUGAUUGCCAAAAAAUACUGGAGACUUAAGGAUAAUUCUACAAUGCGUGACGUCAUUCUUGCUAUACGUGCAGACGAAGCACAUCAUCGAAAAGUUAAUCAUACUUUUGCAUCCAUGCAUCUGGAUGAACAAAACCCUUUUGAACCAUGGGAAAAAAAUUAUAACUCCAGUCAUUUAAUUUGAACUAACAACUAUUGCUGGUGAAAACUGCAUCGUGUUCUUAACAUUAUUUUAUUAUACACUUGCAACUAAUUGCGAACUUUUGAAUAGUGAAAAUGUGUGAACUAUAGUUUUUU
This is a messenger RNA of Xenia sp. Carnegie-2017, 1698 nucleotides long. RefSeq names its product alternative oxidase, mitochondrial-like. Gene Ontology annotation, molecular function: alternative oxidase activity. NCBI's taxonomy places the organism in Eukaryota, Metazoa, Cnidaria, Anthozoa, Malacalcyonacea, Xeniidae. The coding region runs from base 281 to 1585 and encodes 434 amino acids. The transcript has 10 exons. The record is from RefSeq and is a predicted model, not a curated record. Gene Ontology annotation, biological process: alternative respiration. Gene Ontology annotation, cellular component: mitochondrion.